This is a messenger RNA of Aspergillus novofumigatus IBT 16806, 2213 nucleotides long. RefSeq names its product transcription factor domain-containing protein. Bases 36 to 2213 code for a protein of 725 amino acids. The record is from RefSeq and is a predicted model, not a curated record. Gene Ontology annotation, molecular function: RNA polymerase II cis-regulatory region sequence-specific DNA binding; zinc ion binding; DNA-binding transcription factor activity, RNA polymerase II-specific. The transcript has 7 exons. Gene Ontology annotation, biological process: DNA-templated transcription; positive regulation of transcription from RNA polymerase II promoter by galactose. Gene Ontology annotation, cellular component: nucleus. NCBI's taxonomy places the organism in Eukaryota, Fungi, Ascomycota, Eurotiomycetes, Eurotiales, Aspergillaceae.
CUUUAUCCUGCGCAGAACAACGCGAUCAGGCCAUAAUGACCGCAUCUGACAUGGCUUCCGAGUCUUCCCAUGUCGAUAUUGCUACCCCUCAGGCGGGAAAAGCGGACCAGAAUGCCAGCCCGGCUGAGGACAGCGCAAAGAGGAAAGCGGAACAGAGCAACGGAACUCACACGCGCACAAAGCGGAAUCGCUACAUCUCAAUCGCCUGCAAUGAAUGUAAGCGACGCAAGAUCAAGUGCAACGGUCAAGUGCCAUGCCAGCGCUGUGGCCAUUUGAAACUCGAGUGCCGAUACGCCCCCAAUUGCUGUAACAAUAACUUCAAGGAUUCGGAGGAGUUCCGUUCGAUGAAAGACCAGAUCACAACUCUGCAGGAACAGGUGAACAGUCUCUUCACUAGUCUGAACGAUCUUCGGAAUCAAAGAUCAUCUUUGGACUCGCCGAAUCUGGAGGACCUCUCUCGGGAUGGCUCACAGUCGGUCUUUACGCCGAUGCACGCGGCUACCGUCAGACCUCGCGUAAGACAUCUGCGGUUCCAUGGUCCCACUAGCUCCGCCUUCAAUUUCGAUGUCGCCAGAUCCAGUCUUCAGAACAUGGGCAUUGCACCCGCCGAAGAAGUCAUGAAUGACGAUCUGACAACGGCCCAAGCCACGCCGGCCGCAUCGCCGCCUGCUCAGCAGACUGUAUUCACACAGCCCAUACAUCCGAGCAAAGAUCCAAUAUGGGCAAUCAAACGGGAGGAAGCUCUACGACUCUGUCAUGUCUAUGAGGAAGAAGUCGGGAUUAUGUAUCCGCUUGUGGAUAUUGAGAAGGUCACCAAUCAAGUCAACCUCCUCUAUACUUUCAUGGAGGCUGCAAUGCGAACUGGCUUUGCGCAGCGAGCAUUCCCGGGCUCAGACUCUCUCCAUGAUGAUAAUACAAUUGUCCUCAAGAUGAUUCUCGCCAUAACAUUGAUCGUGGAGGGGAGCGGGCGAAGUGAUUUGGGCCAACGUCUGUUCUUGAGUGUCAAGCCAGUCAUUGAGGCUAAGCUUUGGGGACCGAUCGACAUCAAGACCAUCCAGCUCUUCGGCAUGGUGGCAACUUACCAUUUCCACACGGACGACGAUGCGAUGGCCUACCGAGUGAUAGGAUUCGCUGCACGUAUGUGCCUUGAACUGGGUCUACACCGACGGGAGGCGUUGAUGAAAUCCUUUCCCAACGAGGAUCAAUGGGCUGACGUCACCAAGAUCUUCUGGACGAUCUACAGUUUGGAUAGACGCUGGAGUCUUGGUACCGGCCUACCCUUUGUCAUUCAAGAUGAGGAUAUCGACCCUAACCUCCCCGAGCCUGACGGAUCGCUGCCUUACUUGAGGUGUAUGAUCUCAUAUAAUCGUAUAAGCUCAAAGAUAUGGUAUUCCGGACUUGGCUCUGAGGGCACGACAGACAUACGCAGGGAUGAGAUCGGGUAUCUGGACUACCAGGUUCUCCAGUGGUACAAGCAGGUUCCCGAUGCGUUGAAAUUUUACCCUGGCGACUCUCCAAAGCAUGGCGAGACGGCCAGCCGGGGUUUGCGGCGACUACGGGUGCUGCUGUACUUGCGCAUGAAUCAGCUUCGGAUUCUCAUUUAUCGGCCCGUACUGCAUUCUUCUGCGAGUAUCGCCGAAGACAAAGGUCAUGCUCAAACUGUGGUGGAUGUCGCCAAAGAUACAGUUCGAGUCCUCACACAGCUUAAUCAUACGUCUGACAUAUAUCGCACUCAACAAAUUACCUUCAACUACUUCCUUGUCGCCGCUCUCGCGGUGCUCUUUUUGGCCUACGAAAUCUUACGUCUCAAAGCGGCUCUGGAAGACGAUCAAGGGACUGAGAAUGAUUGGGGAACGGCUGGGCGUGCUGGCGCGCCCGUUCGGCUCGGACUCGAACGACCCCAUUCAACGGCUGCUGUCGCCAUGGCGGGCCUGGCGGGCCAUUCGAUCGAGAAUCUAUCUGUCUAUGGACCGAUGAACGGGGUCAAUGAACUGGGAAACAGUCCUUUAAACGGACUGCAGAUGAGUCAAGAGCUCACCAACCUGUUCGAGGCUGUUGGAGGGUAUAGCAGCUUCAUUGCAUCUGGUACAGCACCCGAAGGUAUACCCGGGUUUGUAAAUCAUGAUGGAGAGCUUCAAAACACGGGCGAGGGACUUUCAGGCAUUUUUGGCGAUGAUGGCGAGCUCUCCCGGAUCAUCAGGGAGCUCUUUUGA